Micropterus dolomieu (smallmouth bass) is the source of this 2294-nucleotide messenger RNA. RefSeq names its product RAB42, member RAS oncogene family a (gene rab42a). Gene Ontology annotation, molecular function: GTPase activity; GTP binding. The record is from RefSeq and is a predicted model, not a curated record. The coding region runs from base 296 to 1090 and encodes 264 amino acids. Gene Ontology annotation, cellular component: Golgi membrane. Lineage: Eukaryota; Metazoa; Chordata; Actinopteri; Centrarchiformes; Centrarchidae. The transcript is spliced from 2 exons. Gene Ontology annotation, biological process: Rab protein signal transduction.
CCCCCAAAAAAACAGUUACGAAAUAUUGCCCUGAUGUGUCAAGCACGCGGAAAGAAUCUGCUAAAAUUUCACACUGUAGAAAAACGUCUCCCGGUCAUGGGUCUGUUGCUAACUUGCGGCUAAGUCCGAGUGUAAAUAUGCGGCUAUAUAUAUAAAACACUGAAUUAGCAUAUGUUUUCUUACGGCUUAAAAUACCACUACGGCUUAUCUCUGACUCUUUUAUAACGUUUCUGCCCCAUUCACGGCUGCAGCAGGGUUAUAGUUGUAACAUCCCGUGUGGAGGUAAAUCUAUCACAUGAUUGCUGAGGUCUCUCUGUGCUCCUCGUCUCCUCCUGAGCAGAAGGCAAGGCAGCAGCAGGAGCCGCAGCAGCAGCAGGGGCUUCAUGUAAACACGCCGCGCACAGGGCUUUGUUUCACACACACUAGUCAUGCCAUGGAUAUUUUGUGGCAAUACCAGUUCAGGAUCAUUUUACUCGGGGAUUCGACGGUGGGGAAGUCGUCGUUGCUGAAGCGCUUCACGGACGGGAUUUACAGCGAUGUGGCGGAUCCUACGGUCGGGGUAGAUUUUUAUGCCCGCUCGCUUGAUAUCGAGCCCGGCGUGAAAAUUAAGCUCCAGCUCUGGGACACGGCUGGUCAGGAACGAUUCAGGUCCAUCACAACAUCAUACUACCGUAACUCUGUGGGCGGGCUACUAGUCUUUGAUCUCACCAAUCGCAAGACCUUUGACCAUGUGAGGGAGUGGCACAAGGAGGUGAGCGAGCACAUCCUGCCUCACCACAUGGUCUACAUCCUCAUCGGCCAUAAGAGUGACCUCAACAAGGACCGCAAGGUGAGUCGGGACGAGGCGGAGCAGCUGGCGGCCGAGAUGGGCAUCCGCUACGUGGAGACGUCGGCCAAGUGCAACAGCAAUGUGGACCGGGCCUUCGAGCUGCUGACCAGAGACAUCUACGAGCUGAUGAAGAUGGGGGAGAUCGCCACCCGCGAUGGCUGGGACGGGGUGAAGAGUGGCCUCACAGCCAAGGUCCUCUACCCGGCCGAGGACGAAGAGGAACUUGCUACCGCAACCGCUGAAAAGGGCUGCCACUGCUGACUCAGAACUCUCUGUCCAAACACUGUCCCGUCACACCAAGAGCUCACCUCGUCUCACAGCUGUCCAUUGAAACCAAGUCACUCAGGCUCAGCACCCUGUGAUAUCACCAUCCAUCACUCCCUCACCUUGUGCUUGUGCCCCCUCUGUGUGUGGGUUCUUCCGACAACUGGGAUUCUUUUCUAACAGGGGGCUAUUGUACAUCCUGAUGUGUAUCUUAUAGGCAAGUUGUAUCUCUAUAUUCAUGUGGUGUAGCAUGAGCCAACCUGUGUCGGGCCUUGUUAGGCUCUGAAAACACAGAGUGGAGGUGAUCAGGUGUUGGGGUUUAGAGUUCAGCCGAUACUCCUUUUCACAGCCCUGGAGUUAAUGAACUUCUGAGUAUACUGACGGUCCAGAUAAAUCCAUGGACUGUGACUUACUGGUCUGGCAUUUGUUGUGGGUUUCUACCUGUCAAAGUGUGUGUGAUUCUUUGCCUGAAAUCUUUUGUGACUGCAAGCUUGUAAAUAAUAGUGAAAUCUAUAGAGAUGAAAGCUUAAAGGUCACUGAAAGCUCUUUAAUUGAUAGUGUCAACAGACACAGUGCACUCUUCAAUAAGUGUCACCAUAUUAAAUCAAUGUGCUCCUCCUGCUACUGUAAGCUGUGUGUGCACUUAUGCCAAACUGACUGAAACCUUUCUGUGAAUAGAUGAGUAAUGUUUUUGUAAAAAAUAUAAAGAUUGUUUCUAGUUUAGGUGUAUACAUAAAGUUAGGCCACUGUAAUUAGGGUAGGUGGUCCUAUUUAGGUAUUUGUAUCAUAGCAUCAACAGGAGCAAGACAAGUGCGUCACCUCUCAGUCAUCAGACCUUCUAAUGAUUUUCUCAGCAGUAGAUCAGACAGAGAUGUGUUUGAUUAAGAACAAAAGGGAGUUUGAAUUUCACCUGCAGUCGGCAACAGCUUAGACAAACCGCUGUUUCUUUUGUUCAAAGCUCAAUUCACAAAAAUAAUGUUCCAUUCAGCUCUCAGCAGAUGAUGGAUGCUAACACAUUAAAUCCAAUGGUGUGGAAAUAUGUGCUGCUUCUGUGGGCCUAUAAAUUCUGCUGUGUUCCAGAGUAGGUAGUAGCCUGGAGAAAAACCAGGCUUCAAGUAGAAAACCUGGGCAAGAUGGUAAAUUAGAAUUUCUUUCACCGUGGUUAUUACAGUCCUUCAAACCCACUACAGGUCAGUUUAUC